Molecule: messenger RNA, 1005 nt
Organism: Cladophialophora psammophila CBS 110553
Lineage: Eukaryota; Fungi; Ascomycota; Eurotiomycetes; Chaetothyriales; Herpotrichiellaceae
Product: ribosomal RNA assembly protein KRR1
Exons: 3
Coding region: 1-1005 (334 amino acids)
Cellular component (GO): small-subunit processome; nucleolus
Molecular function (GO): RNA binding
Source: RefSeq, a predicted model, not a curated record
AUGCCCUCGACGCACAAGAAAGAUAAACCGUGGGACACGGAUGAUAUAGACAAGUGGAAGGUUGAAGAAUUCAAGCCGGAACACAAUGUCGGCGGUACAUUCGCAGAAGAAUCGUCUUUCGUGUGUCUAUUCCCAAAAUACCGGGAAUUGUACUUAAAGCAGGCCUGGCCCUUGGUCACGAAAGCAUUGGAGAAGAGAGGAAUCGCAUGCACACUCGAUUUGGUCGAAGGUCGCAUGGAAGUCCGUACCACCAGGAAAACCUUUGACCCGGCCGCAAUUCUCGAUGCCCGAGACCUCAUCAAGUUGCUGGCCCGGAGUGUACCUGCUCCGCAAGCCAUAAAGAUCCUCCAGGACGACAUGGCCUGCGAUGUCAUCAAAAUCAGAAAUCUGGUCCGCAACAAGGAGAGAUUCGUCAAACGCCGUCAGCGCCUUCUUGGACCGAAUGGCUCUACACUGAAGGCUCUCGAACUCCUCACCAAUACUUACCUCCUCGUCCAGGGAAACACCGUCAGCGCUAUGGGCGGCUACAAAGGUCUUAAAGAAGUGAGAAGAGUUGUUGAAGAUUGCAUGAACAACAUCCAUCCUAUAUACCAUGUCAAAGAACUUAUGAUCAAGCGGGAGCUGUCGAAAGACCCUGCUCUGAAGAAUGAAAGCUGGGAUAGGUUCUUACCCAACUUCAAGAAGAAGACUCUGAGCAAGAGACGGAUUCCCCACAAGGUCACUGACAAAUCCAAGAAGGUCUACACACCCUUCCCGCCACCGCAGGAGAAGAGCAAAAUUGAUCUGCAGAUCGAGAGCGGUGAAUAUUUUCUUGCUAAGCAGGCCAAAGAGAGGGCCCGAGAACAGGAACGGCACGAAAAGCAGAGAGAAAAGAAGGAAGAGAAGCAACGGCAGCGAGAACAGGCAUUCAUUGCCCCAAAAGAAGACAUGUUGCAGGAAAAGCCAAAGAGGAAGAGCACGGACGAGGAAGACAGCCGCCUAACAAAGAAAUCAAAAAAGACAUAA